Cuculus canorus (common cuckoo) is the source of this 1220-nucleotide messenger RNA. RefSeq lists its product as uncharacterized. Bases 122 to 793 code for a protein of 223 amino acids. The record is from RefSeq and is a predicted model, not a curated record. The transcript has 2 exons. NCBI's taxonomy places the organism in Eukaryota, Metazoa, Chordata, Aves, Cuculiformes, Cuculidae.
CAUCCUCGCUCCUGCUCCCAGUCCUGCUCCCAGUCUCAUCCCUGUUCCCAGUCCCAUCCUCGCUCCUGCUCCCCACUCCGAGGUUUUUCCCACCCACAGCUCCCCACAUCCUCACUGCGAUAUGGAUUACUGGGAAGAUCCACCAGGACAUGCAAACGCCGGGCUGGUGGGGAUGAGGAUGCAGAGCUCCCCAAACACAGAGCGGCUGCAUCCGACCUUAUCGCCUACGAAACAACCACCAAUCCCAACGGAUUACGGCACAGCCGAGGGCUUUGAUGUCCAACCUCGUUCCUCCGGUUGGCGCGGGGCGAAAGGUGGAUUCUGCGCCUCCCCGGCUCCGUUAUCAACCCAAGAGGCUCAAUUCCGAGGCCGUUUGGUUGAGCAUCAGAGCUAUUCCGGCGAUGCCGGCGCGGACUCUGCUCCACCGGAGCCCAAACGGGCGCUCGUGGAGCAUUUUCCAGCUGCCGGGACGUGCGGUGCUGAUAAACUGCCAUCCCUUCCCAGCUUGGAUCGAUACAGGGCGUUAUCGGCGCUGCCGGCGGUCCGAACCCGUUGGCAGAGCGAUAACCGCGAGGUUAUCACCGGGUUUUCUUCCUUUCUUCUCCAAGAAAAAGGAGGUCCGGUGCCUUUUCCUGAUAAGCAAAAGCUGAACGUGCAACGCUCCGGAGUCGGCGGGCAGGAGGGCAGAGGCGCGGGCGUGCGUGCUCGGAGCCACGCGCUGCCACAUCCCGGAGGUGCCAAAGAGGAGAGAGGGGGGGCACCGGGAUGUGGCUGGAGGGAAAAGCAUCCCUAAGGAUUCCUGGAAUCACCAGAAGGCCUGGAAAGAGGCGAUGAGGCUCCUGGUUUUGUGAUGCUGGAGAGGGGGAAAAGGAAAGGCUGAACCUCGUGGGCAGGGGGAGGAAUGCCAACUGUAUCCCAAAAGCUCUUGGAUGCUCUUCCGUACAGCGCGGAGAAUCUCAAAGGCAAAUAUGAGCCUUAUGAAAUCAACGGAGGCGGCUGCAAAACUGGUUCAUCCGCAGGGAUAAAGGUGUCCCGGGCCAGGGAACGCAGGGAAAAACCCGGAAAGACACAGGGGUGGGGACCUUCUGCCACCCCAUGGUCCUCUCCUGGGGAUCCGCAGCCGGGAUUUGGCCUCCUGGCUGCAUCCGGAAUGGGUAGCAGGUGCUGAACCCCCAGAACUGGAGCUUGAGGGGCUCGGGAAGGGCUUCAACACCUGAUCC